Zasmidium cellare ATCC 36951 is the source of this 2571-nucleotide messenger RNA. RefSeq lists its product as uncharacterized. The record is from RefSeq and is a predicted model, not a curated record. The transcript has 2 exons. Bases 1 to 2571 code for a protein of 856 amino acids. Gene Ontology annotation, molecular function: protein binding; protein-N-terminal amino-acid acetyltransferase activity. Gene Ontology annotation, biological process: N-terminal peptidyl-methionine acetylation. NCBI's taxonomy places the organism in Eukaryota, Fungi, Ascomycota, Dothideomycetes, Mycosphaerellales, Mycosphaerellaceae. Gene Ontology annotation, cellular component: cytoplasm; NatA complex.
AUGGCGGCCAACAACCAGACGCUUCCCUCGAAGGAGGGCUCGUUGUUCCGCCAUCUCGUCCAGAACUACGAGUCGAAGCAGUACAAGAAAGGACUCAAGGCCGCCGAGCAGAUCCUGCGGAAAUUCCCCAACCAUGGCGACACCCAGGCUAUGAAAGCUCUGAUCCUCAACAACCAAGGCAAGCAAGAGGAGGCGUUUGACCUGUGCAAGCUCGCGCUCAAGAACUCAAUGAAGUCGCACAUCUGCUGGCACGUGUAUGGCUUGCUCUAUCGAAGUGUUAAGAACUACGAAGAGGCAAUCAAAGCGUACCGGUUUGCGCUCAAGCUCGAUCCGGAGAGCCAGCAGAUACAGCGCGAUUUGGCAUUGCUGCAGGUUCAGAUGAGGGACUAUGCGGGCUUCGUGCAGAGUCGUAAUACGAUGCUGCAGGCAAGGCCGCAGUUGCGUCAGAACUGGACCGCUUUGGCUGUUGCGUUGCACUUGAACGGGGAGCUGGACAAGGCUGAGAAUGUGAUGCAUCGAUAUGAGGAGACGUUGAAGCAGCCUCCACCUAAGAGCGACAUUGAACAUGCAGAGGCGGUGCUGUACAAGAAUACUGUCAUUGCUGAGCAGGGAGAUGUUCAGCGUGCGCUUGAGCAAUUGGAUUCGAUAUCGAAGAGCGCAUUGGAUCGAACAUCAAUUAUGGAGCUGAGAGCGGACUAUCUCCUGAGGCUCGACAAGAAGGAGGAAGCAGAGAAGGCGUACAGAGCACUGCUGGAUCGAAAUACUGAGAAGCGGGCAUACUACGAGGGUUUGGAGAAGGCACUGGGGCUGGACAGGACCAAGUCAGAAGACCAAGAGAAGUUUAGAGAAGUGUACCAAGCCUACGCAGACAAGAGCCAACGCAUCGAUGCUGCAAGGCGGAUACCACUCGACUUCUUGCAAGGCGAUGCGUUCCGAACGCAUGCUGAUGGGUACCUGCGGAGAAUGUUCAACAAAGGUGUCCCAAGCACAUUCGCGAACGUCAAGCAGCUCUACUCAGAGCCUGAAAAGCUCAGCACAAUCCAGGCGCUCGUCGAGGGAUAUGCGAACGAAGAGCCGCAAGCCAACGGUGGCGCGGAGAAGUCUGAGGCCAACGGCAGCACCGAUGGCUCACACAAGGUGAAUGGCACCAACAAGGCCAACGACUGGGCCCUCAGCGUGAACUACUUCCUCGCGCAGCACUACAACUACUACGUGUCACAAGAUCUCGACAAAGCAAGGAAGUACAUCGAUAAGGCAAUUUCUCUCAAUUCGUCAAAGACCGACUACACGUACCACAUGACCCGGGCGCGAGUGUUGAAGCACCUGGGUGACGUUGAUGCGGCGUCCAAGGCCAUGAACGAGGCGAGGGAAAUGGAUCUCAAGGACCGAUACAUCAACACGAAAUGCGCCAAGUACCAGCUACGAAACGACGAGAACGAGGUCGCGGUCAACACGAUGGGUCUGUUCACUCGAAAGGAGGCCGUGGGCGGUCCUUUGGGCGAUCUACUCGACAUGCAAUGUGUAUGGUACAUCACCGAAGACGGCGAAUCUAAUUUGCGACAAGGGAAGCUCAGCCUCGCAUUGAAGCGUUUCAAGGCCGUAUACGACAUCUUCGAAACCUGGUACGAGGAUCAGUUUGAUUUCCACAGCUUCAGCUUGCGAAAGGGCAUGAUUCGAGCCUACAUUGACAUGAUCCGGUGGGAGGACAAACUAAGAGAGCAUCCAUUCUUUACUCGUGCGGCACUUUCGGCCAUCAAGGUGUACCUGCUGCUGCACGACAAGCCUGAGCUGGCAAAGGGUGGUCAGGCAAAUGGAGCUGGGGGCGACAGUGCGGCAGAGAAGAAGAAGGCUGCCAAGAAGGCGAAGAAGGAAGCGGAAAAGGCAGAGGCAGAGCGGAAAGCUGCAGCAGCUAAGAAGGCGCAGCCGAAAGCAGUCGACGAUGACGGUGCCACCAAGAAGGAAGACCCUGACCCGCAAGGACUGGAGCUGCUGAAGACCGAGAAGCCACUUGAGGAGGCGAUGAAGUAUUUGUCGCCGUUGCUCGAGCUCAGCCCGAAGAAUAUCGACGGGCAAAUAGCUGGCUUCGAGGUCUACAUCAGGCGGAAAAAGUAUCUCCCAGCUCUCAAGUGCCUGCUGGCGGCGUACGGCAUCAACCCAGACCACCCGAAAUGCCACGAGCUCGGCGGCCGCUUCAAACUCGCCAUCGACAACCUCCCAGAACCACUCCCGAAACAAUCCCAAGACGUCAUCCAAGAGCUCUACCUCUCCCGCCUCAGCCCGAAAUCCCUGCACGAGUGCAACGAGGAAUACCUCGAAUCCCACAAGCAAAGCGCACCACACAUCCAGUCCGUCGUCAGGUUCCGACAUGUGCUGAAACCCGGCGAGGAGGAGACCAAGUCGAAGGGUGUGAAGGAUUUGCUGGCGACGUUGGAGUUGCCGAGGACGUCGUUACGGGAUGCGCAGGAGGGAUCGCAGCUGCUGGAGGAUAUUCAGGCUGGAGCGGAUGCGAAGAAGGCGUAUGUUGAGGCGGCGCGGAAGCGGUGGUCGGAGGCGAGUGGUUUCAAGGCGUGA